This is a messenger RNA of Rosa rugosa (rugosa rose), 2954 nucleotides long. Its product is annotated as cationic amino acid transporter 8, vacuolar-like. The transcript has 2 exons. NCBI's taxonomy places the organism in Eukaryota, Viridiplantae, Streptophyta, Magnoliopsida, Rosales, Rosaceae. The record is from RefSeq and is a predicted model, not a curated record. Bases 292 to 2067 code for a protein of 591 amino acids. Gene Ontology annotation, cellular component: plasma membrane. Gene Ontology annotation, molecular function: amino acid transmembrane transporter activity. Gene Ontology annotation, biological process: amino acid transport; transmembrane transport.
AGGAGGAGAGUUAUAUUUCGAGUCAAUAUAUGACGUGGUCGAGAAUCCCUAAAUUUUACACUGCAAAACUGUACUUUCCAAUGGAAUCUCUCACUGUUCCAGAUUCCAGUGAGCGCCGACUUUACCUGGCAGAAAAUAAAUUACCCUGAUUAGAAUUCAAUUCCAUCGUCUCUGCUACGAUUCUAAACCCGAAUAAGAAUUUCACAGAUAUAGUAAAACACAACUAACCUGUAAAACCAACUCACCUAACUCUCUCAUUCUCUCAAACUCUCAAACACUGUACCACCGGCCAUGGAUUCCCAACCGCAACCGGGGCAGCAAGACCCAGAACCCAGAAGCUACUGGAAAAGAUGGACCAAGCAGGACUUCUUCCCGGAACCCACUUUCCGCAACUUGAGUUCCUACAAAGACGCCCUCUCCCACACCCCCUCCCGCCUCAAAGACCGCCUCCUCAACCGCUCCUCCGACUCCUUCGAGCUCCUCCACCUGCCCAAGCAAAGCGAGCACCACAUGCACCGCUGCCUCACCUGGUGGGACCUCAUCUGGCUCGGUUUCGGCUCAGUCGUCGGCUCCGGCAUUUUCGUCAUCACCGGCGAGGCCACUCUCCUAGCCGGACCAGCCAUUGUCUUGUCCUACGCCAUCUCCGGCCUGUCGGCUCUGCUCUCUGUCCUCUGCUACACAGAAUUCGCCGUCGAAGUUCCUGUUGCCGGAGGAUCUUUCUCGUAUCUUCGGAUAGAAUUGGGAGACUUCGUUGCAUUCAUUGCAGCCGGGAACAUUCUCCUCGAGGCCAUGGUGGGGGCGGCUGGGUUGGGCCGGUCGUGGACUUCUUACUUGGCCAGCAUGAUCAACACCGACAACACCGACUUUCUGAGGUUUCGGGUAAGCUCUCUGCCUGAUGGGUUCAAUCUGUUGGACCCAAUUGCUGUUGUGGUGCUUCUGGUUGCUAAUGGUAUAGCAAUGAGCGGGACGGCUCGGACUUCGAUGCUGAAUUGGAUUGCUUCUAUUGCUAGUGCAUUGGUUAUUCUGUUUAUUAUAGUUGUGGGUUUUAUUUACGGCAAGACUGAGAAUCUGCGCCCUUUUUUCCCGUAUGGGGCAGAGGGUGUUUUCAAGGCUGCGGCUGUAGUUUAUUGGUCUUAUACUGGUUUUGACAUGGUUGCGAACCUUGCGGAGGAAGUUAAGCAGCCCUCCAAGGAUAUACCAGUGGGUUUGAUUGGUUCUAUGAGUCUGAUCACUGUGAUUUAUUGCUUGAUGGCUUUGGCUUUGGUUAUGAUGCAGAAGUACACUGAGGUUAGUGCAGAUGCUGCCUAUUCGGUUGCUUUUACGGCUAUUGGGAUGAAUUGGGCUAAGUAUUUAGUGAGUAUAUGUGCCCUUAAGGGAAUGACUACAAGCUUGCUGGUUGGAUCUCUUGGGCAAGCUAGGUAUACCACACAGAUUGCAAGAUCUCAUAUGAUUUCACCCUGGUUCGCUCUGGUUCACCCGAGAACUGGAACCCCCAUUUAUGCUACUAUGUUGGUGACCAUAGCAAGUGCAAUUGUGGCCUUCUUUACUAGUCUGGAUGUGCUGUCGAGUGUGUUUUCUUUCAGUACACUCUCUAUUUUCAUGUGUGUCGCUAUUGCAUUGCUUGUGAGGCGGUAUUAUGUUAAGGAUCUGACAGCUAAAAACGACCUGGUCAAGUUUCUUGCAAGUUUAUUUGUUAUAAUUGGUUCUUCAAUCGCAAUUGCUGCACUUUGGAACACGGAUGUGCGAGGUUGGGUUUGGUAUGUUGUGGUUGGUGUGAUUUGGUUUUCUGGGACUUUGUGGAUGGCAUUGCUUCCCAAGCAAAGAGUUGCCAAGGUUUGGAGUGUUCCACUAGUUCCGUGGGUGCCGGCAUUGUCCAUUGGAAUUAAUCUCUUCCUCAUUGGGUCUCUGGGUUAUGUUGCAUUCUUGAGGUUUGCCAUUUGCACUGCAGUAAUGAUUGUCUACUAUUUGUUUGUUGGUGUGCAUGCGACAUAUGAUGUUGCUCACCAGAUUGACCGACAAGAAUCAAGAACUGAGGAGGGAAGUGCCAGUCAACGGGUACUGCUGUAGCAGAUUGAACAAGAAUGGAUGCAACAUAUGAACAUAAGUUAAACACUUUGGUAUAUGUCAUUAGUUUCUCAGAAGAAGGUACAAUGCAUAAACAGUGGUUUCACAGACAGACAGAUCUGCGAAGAAUAUCACCUGGUGAUGGAGUAUUGCUCAUUGCUUUAGUUGGUUUAGUCAUUCGAAACAAAGACACUAGUUAAAGAGAUGGAUUUGAUUGCAAAACUAAGCUAGAAGGAGGUUGAAAAAUUUAAUGUGCAACUGCAGAGAAGAAUCUGACACGGUAAAACAAUAUUGGAUUGUCUAGUGAUAGGCCGUUAUAUUGGUUAUCUGGGCAGAAAGGAAUAGGCGAAUGUUGAACAUGCUCGGAGGCUACAGAGACUGAUAAGUUUUGCACAGUGCAAGGCAUGUGUCUCUCCACUCCAGAUUUUCAGGGUAUAUCUGGAAAGGUGCAGUAUCUUGGCUUCUCGUAUAUCUCUUAUUUCUCUAUUCAAGUUUGUGAUGCUAUGGAGCUGAAUAGCAACACAAAGACACUACUGGUUUAGUCUUCUCUUAGCCGCAGUGUUAUGGUGUUCGAUGAGGGCACCCUUUUGACUGAUCCUCCGACAACCAGUAUAAAGCAGCAUUAUGUACAUGUUCUGCCUUUCCCUUCCAUUUCUCAUGUGUUUCUAAAUUUGAGAAAAUGGUUAGGCGCAGAGACUCGAAGCUUUUCAACAAGAAGUCUCGCUGCAGCCAAUCUCUAGGGACUCAACUCCAUAGAACGCUAAUUGGUGCAAAUUUUAUGGAGUUUUUCCCAACAUAGCCUGAUGCAAUUUCAAAUUUUAAAAUUAUAAACAGAAUCUGGAAUUCCGAAAUAAGAGUACCUAUAAAUAGAAUUUCCAUCAUACCCCCAG